CUUUCCUUGCUGCUCCUCUUUCGCUUUCUUUCUUUAAGCUUCUUAAGGCUUUGGUAUAGAACUAGUGAGACUGGUCUGGUCUGGUUCUCAAGGUCCUUUGGGAAGAAAGUCCUUCGAUUUUUCAGUUUGUGUUAGCUUGAAUUCUUAUUUUGUUGAGCAAGAUUGGAUCUUGCUCUUCUAAUCUUAUAAGUUUCUCUAGUUCGUAUGCAUCGGCUCUUACUUUUAAAUGUUUCUGAUUGAUGUGGACUAUCGUAAGUGAAAUCCUGCUCUCUGGUUUUAUGAUAAACUCCACCCUGCGACGCAGGACCCAUCUGGUGCAAUCUUUUUCAGUUGUGUUUCUCUACUGGUUCUAUGUGUUUUCAUGAGCUUGUUUCUCCUCUCCGAGCAUCAGAUCAGGGCCCUGUAAACCCUAAACUUAUAUAAAGUUUGUAUCUUUUUUUUUCCUAUUCCUAUAAAAAACUCAGUUUUAGUGUUCUCCUGAUCAUAAAAUUGAAGAAUCAGUACUAGAUAAUUAAUCAAGCAAGGAAACCAUUUUUUAAUGGCUUCCAGCAGCACCGGAACAACAACAUCUUCUGGUUCAUCUAUUCUGCUAACGAAUUCUGGAUCUGAAGAGAAUCUUCAGGCUUUGAUGGAACAGAAGAAGAGGAAGAGAAUGAUCUCCAAUCGAGAAUCAGCAAGGAGGUCAAGGAUGAGGAAGCAGAAGCAUCUGGACGACCAAAUGGCUCAGGUGAGCCAACUGAAGAAGGACAACGGCCAUAUCCUCACCACUCUGAACCUCCGCACACAGCACUAUCAUGUUGUAGAGGCCGAGAACUGCGUUCUCAGAACGCAGGCCAUGGAGCUCACCUCCAGACUUAAUUCCCUCACUGAAAUCCUCCACUGCAUGAACGCAGAAUCCAUUAACCAGCUGAUGAGUUCUGAACCUUUCUUCAACCCAUGGAGCUUUUUGUCCAUGAACCAGCUGCCCAUCAUGGCUUCUUCAUCUGAUUUAAUGCAGUACUACUAGAUCCUGAUCAAAUGAACUUUUAGAUCUGUUUGGAAAAGCGGGGAGAUGAUUAUUGUUAUAUGAUGGGCGUUUAUGUAAUGGAAUAUUGGCUAUAGUUAGCAUAUUUGCUAUAAAUGCUUUUGCUAUGCUUAUUUCUGCUUAAGUGGUCAUGUUGAGUAGUGUGAGACUGGUAUGAUGUGACAGGUGGUCGGUCAUUAAAUUCAAUAAGACAAUCAAGAUGAAUUGUUUGUUUCAGUAGAAAA
This is a messenger RNA of Dendrobium catenatum, 1248 nucleotides long. RefSeq names its product bZIP transcription factor 11-like. Gene Ontology annotation, cellular component: nucleus. Lineage: Eukaryota; Viridiplantae; Streptophyta; Magnoliopsida; Asparagales; Orchidaceae. The transcript has a single exon. Gene Ontology annotation, molecular function: DNA-binding transcription factor activity; transcription cis-regulatory region binding. Gene Ontology annotation, biological process: positive regulation of DNA-templated transcription. Bases 539 to 1006 code for a protein of 155 amino acids. The record is from RefSeq and is a predicted model, not a curated record.